This is a messenger RNA of Mus pahari (shrew mouse), 4450 nucleotides long. RefSeq names its product metal response element binding transcription factor 2 (gene Mtf2). Gene Ontology annotation, cellular component: nucleus. Gene Ontology annotation, molecular function: chromatin binding; DNA binding. The transcript has 18 exons. The record is from RefSeq and is a predicted model, not a curated record. Gene Ontology annotation, biological process: chromatin organization; regulation of DNA-templated transcription. Bases 659 to 2416 code for a protein of 585 amino acids. Lineage: Eukaryota; Metazoa; Chordata; Mammalia; Rodentia; Muridae.
CUCCGCGCUCCCAGAAUGCACCGCUAGUCCGCGGGAAACCAAAAUGGCGAAGGGCUGUAGCGAAGUAUUCUGUGUUUGAGGCCGGUGUGAUAACGCACAUUCUCCUCCCCAACCCUCGUCCCCAAGGAAUUCGGUGUGUGUGUGCGUGUGCGCAGGGCUCCCGCUGGGGCGGGUGCCCAGGGAGUGCCCGGACUCGCGGGGGAGCGCCCACGGGAACCUGAUUGCUUCUAUUUUCCUGUAUGAAGCGGUUGGCACCACUUAAGUGACCGAAUGAGACUGGCUUGAAAAGACAGAAUCUGUCUGCUUCUGCACACUGAAUGCUGAUGGAGAUCACUACCAUGCUCUGCUGUUAUUACUUAUCUUGAGUUAACAUCAGCAACUAUCAUUGGAAAGGUUUAACUGAGGAGGAAAGACCCACCCUGACUAUGUGAGGCCACCAUACCCAUGGGCUGGGGUCCUGGAUUGAAUCAAGUGGAGGAAGCAAGCUGAGCAUGAACAUUGAUCUUCCUGACUGCAGAUAUCAGUGCGAUAGCUGUCUCCUGCUUCUACUAUGCCUCCCCCUUCCAUGAUGGACUGUACUCUGAAACUCUGCCGAGUGGUUCAUCAUGGACUAGAGUAGUGGCAAGGGUACUGGAAACGUGAUUGUGGUGGAGGUGUCAUGGCUGAUUGCUGUUACCAGAGAAGAGGAGGGAAAUUGGAGCGGCACAAUAGAGGGAUGAAAGUUCCUACUAGGGAGGAUGGACAUAAAGCCAAAAAACCAGCAUGUAAAUUUGAAGAGGGUCAAGAUGUCUUAGCUAGAUGGUCAGAUGGCUUGUUUUAUCUUGGAACUAUCAAAAAGAUAAACAUAUUGAAACAGAGCUGCUUCAUCAUAUUUGAGGACAGUUCUAAAUCCUGGGUUCUCUGGAAGGACAUCCAAACAGGAGCCACUGGGAGUGGGGAAAUGGUCUGUACAAUAUGUCAAGAAGAGUAUUCAGAAGCUCCCAAUGAAAUGGUUAUAUGUGAUAAGUGUGGUCAAGGAUAUCAUCAGCUGUGUCAUACACCUCAUAUCGACUCGAGUGUGAUUGAUUCAGAUGAAAAGUGGCUUUGUCGACAGUGCGUUUUUGCAACAACAACAAAGAGGGGUGGUGCGCUUAAGAAAGGACCAAAUGCCAAAGCAUUGCAAGUCAUGAAGCAGACAUUACCCUAUAGUGUGGCUGACCUUGAAUGGGAUGCAGGUCAUAAAACCAAUGUCCAGCAGUGCUACUGCUAUUGUGGAGGCCCUGGAGACUGGUAUUUAAAGAUGCUGCAGUGCUGCAAAUGUAAGCAGUGGUUUCAUGAGGCUUGUGUCCAAUGCCUUCAGAAGCCAAUGCUGUUUGGAGAUAGGUUUUAUACAUUUAUUUGCUCUGUCUGCAGUUCUGGACCAGAAUACCUCAAACGUCUACCAUUACAGUGGGUAGAUAUAGCACACCUAUGCCUUUACAACCUAAGUGUUAUUCACAAGAAGAAAUACUUUGAUUCUGAACUUGAGCUUAUGACAUACAUUAAUGAAAACUGGGAUAGAUUACACCCUGGAGAGCUGGCAGACACACCUAAAUCUGAAAGAUAUGAGCAUGUUCUGGAGGCAUUAAAUGAUUACAAGACCAUGUUUAUGUCUGGGAAAGAAAUAAAGAAGAAGAAGCAUUUGUUUGGGUUGCGAAUUCGUGUUCCUCCUGUGCCACCAAAUGUGGCUUUCAAAGCAGAGAAAGAGCCUGAAGGAACAUCCCAUGAAUUUAAAAUUAAAGGCAGAAAGGCAUCCAAACCUAUAUCUGACUCAAGGGAAGUAAGCAAUGGGAUAGAAAAAAAAGGAAAGAAAAAAUCUGUAGGUCGUCCUCCUGGCCCAUAUACAAGAAAAAUGAUUCAAAAAACUGCUGAGCUACCUUUGGAUAAAGAAUCAGUUUCAGAGAAUCCCACGUUGGAUUUGCCUUGUUCUAUAGGGAGAACUGAGGGAAUUGCACAUUCAUCCAAUACCUCAGAUGUGGACCUCACGGGUGCUUCCAGUGCAAAAGAAACUACCUCGUCUAGCAUUUCCAGGCAUUAUGGAUUAUCUGACUCUAGAAAAAGAACUCGCACAGGAAGAUCAUGGCCUGCUGCAAUACCACAUUUGCGGAGAAGAAGAGGUCGCCUUCCACGAAGAGCACUCCAGACUCAGAACUCAGAAGUUGUAAAAGAUGAUGAAGGCAAAGAAGAUUAUCAGUUUGAAGAACUUAACACAGAAAUCCUGAAUAACUUAGCAGAUCAGGAGUUACAGCUUAAUCACCUGAAAAACUCUAUCACUAGUUAUUUUGGUGCCGCAGGUAGAAUAGCAUGUGGCGAAAAAUACAGAGUUUUGGCUCGUCGGGUGACACUUGAUGGGAAGGUGCAGUAUCUUGUGGAGUGGGAAGGAGCGACUGCAUCCUGACUGUAGGACUGAACGUUGUGUUCACUGCACUCGUUUUCUGUUGGUACAGUUUAAAAAAAAAAAAAAAAGAAACGAGUGUGGGUUUUAUUAUCUUUCUUAGAAAAACAAACAAAUAGAAAACAAAAAUAUUCACAAAAGGAUACUGGCCUUAAAACAUGUUCCUGUCAAUGUUAUGGAUGUUGUCAUGAAAAAGAUAUCUUUUAAAAAUCAGAGGAGAGACUUAAUUUUUUAAAUCUUAAGAUUUGUAGACUGUUUCUAGGAUAGGCUAUUAAACAUGAUUCAAACCCAUGCAUGGUGUUAGAUACUUUUUAUAAUUAUUCCAUUGAGUCAAUUUUUGUGAUUAGUGGUUAUCAGAGCAAACAAAUCAUGUAGAUAGCACAAGUAUUUGGAGAAACAUUGUGUGUUUUGUUAACAAAAUGUUGGAAAGAUUUAUUUCAAUACCCUUUAGAUUUCAUAAAGUGCAGUGUAUAUAAUGUCUACUGAAAGACUGUAAAAUAUUGAAAUUUCAAGCAAAAUGUAAAAAAAUAUAUUGAGCCUGUAAAUUGCUCUGUGACUAGACUUCAUUGUCGUCUUAAUAUAUUCUUUGCAUGUACAUGUAUAUACACACAAGUGUAUAUAUAUGUGUGUGAUUAUGUGACCUAUGCAAUACAAAUUAUGGGAAUGGGCAGCUUUGGAGUAUAUAUCCCAUAAUUCUUAUUUCAGGAAUAGUUGCAGUAUUUACACAGCAGCAUUUCUUCUCAGGCGUUUAUUGGGUGCUGUUGCUUGCUAUGUAUGAAGAGAAAUGUGUCAAACAGGUUUAGUGUGUACUGAAGAAGGGUGUGAACAACAGUGUACAUGGGCUUUUAGAGUGCUUUUCAGUCCUUGUAACUUAGCUGUUGAAUACCUAAAACAAAUUCGAGUGAUAACUACAUUAUCUCCCAUUAGAAGUGACGUUUCAAGUUAUUGUGGCACAUUAUGAUUGUAAAUGUCUAGGUUUUAACAGUAAGUCUGUAGGAGCCCAGUAAGACUCCUGAAAUGUCUGUAGUAAUUGUUAGUCAUGUUUGAGUAAGCGUAGUAUGAACAAAGUCUUUUAUUGCACAGGGUUAACAAACAGUAUGUUGCUGGCUGAGGCUAACUGCUGUUUUAUUACAACAUUACCUCUUGUUUUUAUAAAAUGUACCAAGAUUUUAAAUUGAUAUCUUUAUUUUACGUGUUAAAAAAAAGUUUCUUUUAUCACCAGUGUUAGAGUUGUCUUCUGUUUUUUUGUUUUUGUUUUUUUGUUGUUGUUGUUUUCUUUAUUAGCCAAAGAGUAAACAGAAGAAUAUUAUUUUGGUAGCUGUUCAUUUUACUUUUAUAAUGAUUGGUGGAUUUUAUACUAAAAAUUGGGGAAAUUUCUGCCAAAAUGAAAAAUCUGUGACGUGUAUUGAUGACAGAAUGCUAAAAUUGUGGUUAGUGCUUAUUUAUUCCAUUAAUUGAUUAUUUGCCUGUUUUUAAACAUGCUUUAUUUCUUUAAGCAUCUUCAAAAGAUGACUUUUCUUGUCACAUUUUAGCCAAAAGAAGCAGGGAACUUCUUGUCCUGCUUUUGGUUCCUGGUUAACCAGGUAUAAUGAGCUUUACAAAGUGCAAAUUAUAAACUGUCACUUCUGUUCACUUCCACCAAAACUUGAUUUCCCCUAGCUAUUAAUUUAAAGUUGCCUUUCCUGCAGCUGCAAUAUUUUGAAUAACACAGAGAUUGUGUUAAUUUUCGAAUGUUUGUUUAUAUCUAGGGGUAAUGGAAAAUGUAAUUCCCGUGUAACCUUAUUCACUCCAGCUGUAUCAUAUUUCAUUUUCCCAAAGUUCUUUAAUUUUAACUGAACACCAGCAGUAUUUUUAAUAAUUCUUUAAGAUACUUGGAAGACAAUUUAUCAAGCUGAACUGUCUCUAGACUUAAUUAUUGUGAAUGUCUGUUUUCUUUUAUCAUGGUGGUUCACAUGGCUCUGAUGUUCAGUUUGUAUUUUUGAAAUUGCUUUACUUAGAAUUAAAACAGACCAACAUUAAAUGUGUGUAUUUUUAAAA